Theobroma cacao (cacao) is the source of this 2257-nucleotide messenger RNA. RefSeq names its product DA1 (gene DA1). Lineage: Eukaryota; Viridiplantae; Streptophyta; Magnoliopsida; Malvales; Malvaceae. The record is from RefSeq and is a predicted model, not a curated record. Gene Ontology annotation, molecular function: ubiquitin binding.
GGGUCUUCUAGUGGAAGAAUUAGAAGAACCCCACAUGUAAAGAUUAAAGCUUUCUAAAUUUUAGGAGGGGAAAGAAGAAAGAGUGAAUGAAAUGCCCAAUUGGGUUUGAUGAAUCUUCGUCAAUCCCUUUGGCGUUAUGACAAAAAUUCUUCAAAGUUGUACGCUUGCUUCAUGUUUGACUUUGAAUUUGCGUACAGUUGAAGAACACCUGUAUUCUUAGCUUAUUUGUCUUCCUAUUUCUUACCACGUUAAACAAAAUUCCCCAGCUUUUGUUUUUUAUAUUUCAAAUUUAUUUUUGAGGGUUGUAGGUGUGAUAGAUUCUUCUUUGGAGUCAAAAGAAUAAAAGGUGUCACUGUUCUUCCUUGUUCUUUGUCUUCUUCAAUAGAUUAUUCAUUCUCAUACACAAAAAAGAGAGAAAAGAAAAAAGGAAAGAAGAAAAGGGUGAGAGGGGGAAUAUAUAGCUUUAUACAGACUGGAAAAAUUGAAACUUUUUUGGUUAAUUUGGAGAUCUUGUCUGAUCUAGUUCUCUUCUGCAGUCUUCUUCCACCCUUUGCUGCAGGAUUUUGGUUUGUUUGAGGUGGAAACCUUGUUUACCAUGAGCAGAUAACGUUCUGCAUUAUGGAUUGGAUUAAAAAAAUAUUUAAAGGCUGUGCCCAUAAAUUUUCAGAGGGGCAUCAUCAUGGAAAUUAUGUGGAGGAUCCUCAUCCCCAAUUUAAUGCUCCUUCUGUCUCAGGGGAUGCAUGGCAGGAGCUGGAGAAUGAAGAUGUAGAUCGUGCUAUUGCCCUAUCCCUGCUAGGGGAAAGUCAGAAAGGGAGAAAGGUAAUAGAUGAUGAAUAUCAACUAGAGGAAGAUGAGCAACUUGCUAGAGCCUUACAAGAAAGCUUGAACUUUGAACCUCCUCCCCAGUAUGAAAAUGCAAAUAUGUAUCAACCUAUGCCAGUCCAUUUUCCGAUGGGAUACAGGAUAUGUGCUGGUUGCAAUACUGAGAUUGGUCAUGGAAGAUUUCUAAAUUGCCUGAAUGCAUUUUGGCAUCCAGAAUGUUUCCGUUGCCAUGCCUGCAACCUUCCAAUUUCUGAUUAUGAGUUCUCUAUGUCUGGGAAUUAUCGUUUUCAUAAAUCUUGCUACAAGGAGCGGUACCAUCCUAAAUGUGAUGUCUGCAACGACUUUAUUCCAACAAACCCUGCUGGUCUUAUUGAAUAUAGGGCACAUCCUUUUUGGAUCCAGAAGUACUGCCCUUCUCAUGAACAUGACGGUACUCCACGGUGCUGCAGCUGUGAGCGAAUGGAGCCACAAGACACAGGAUAUGUUGCCCUUAAUGAUGGACGGAAGCUCUGCCUAGAGUGUCUGGACUCUGCAGUUAUGGAUACCAAGCAAUGCCAACCCCUUUAUCUGGAUAUACUAGAAUUUUAUGAAGGUUUAAAUAUGAAAGUGGAGCAGCAAGUUCCAUUACUCCUGGUUGAAAGGCAAGCUUUGAAUGAAGCCAGAGAGGGAGAAAAGAAUGGCCAUUAUCAUAUGCCAGAGACUAGAGGACUCUGCCUCUCUGAGGAACAAACUGUCAGCACUAUUCUAAGGCAACCAAGAUUUGGGACAGGAAAUCGAGCCAUGGACAUGAUAACAGAGCCCUGCAAACUGACACGUCGAUGUGAGGUGACUGCGAUCCUCAUUUUAUAUGGCCUGCCAAGGUUACUAACGGGGUCAAUCUUAGCCCAUGAGAUGAUGCAUGCAUGGAUGCGACUUCAAGGUUUCCGGACUCUUAGUCAGGAUGUUGAGGAGGGUAUUUGUCAGGUGUUAGCACACAUGUGGUUACUUAGCAAACUCGAAUAUGCUUCAAGCAGCAAUGUUGCAUCAGCUUCAUCCUCUGCUUCUAGUAGAUUACAAAAGGGCAAAAGACCUCAAUUUGAGGGGAAGCUUGGGGAGUUCUUCAAGCACCAAAUUGAAUCAGACACUUCCCCUGUGUAUGGAGAUGGUUUCAGAGCAGGCCAUCAGGCAGUUUAUAAAUAUGGUCUUAGAAGAACCCUUGAACAUAUUCGGAUGACUGGGAGGUUCCCUUACUGAAAUCCCAAGUCCCAAAAUUCCCAAAAACAUGCUUCCCUAUUCUUUCAAAGAGUUAAAAGCUGGGCCUUUUCCUAUUAGAACCAAAGGCCCCAACCACAUAGGAUCAUAUCUCCACAGAGUAGAUUUUAGAAGAACUACCGAUGUUCAUUCCUUGUGGCUCUCAGUGCCACCCUUCAUUUUUAUAAAUUUUUAGUUUUUAAAA